AUGUCAGGGUGCAAGCAGCAACAGGACCUGGCGCUCAUUAAACAACUGGAGCUGAUUCUGGAUUCCUGCACACUGGAGCUCAAUGCAGUGGAUGAAGUCUGGCCAAACCUCUACAUAGGAAACAUAGCCAUAGCACAGAAUAAAAAAAGUUUAUCCAAGCUUGGCAUCACUCACAUUCUGAACGCAGCUCACUCCAAGCAGGGAAGCAUCGGGGACCAACACUUCUAUGGCAACGUUUGUGUUUACUGCGGAGUACCAGCAGAAGACUCGGACCACUUUGACCUCAGCCAGUACUUCAAACUAGCGUCAGACUUCAUCCAUAGAGGCCUGAAGUAUGACCAAGGAAAGGUUCUGGUGCAUUGCAUUAUGGGUGUGAGCCGCUCAGCAACCCUGGCCCUGGCCUACUUGAUGAUGCGUCAACAUCUCUCGCUCCAAGAUGCUCUUAGGCACCUCGUGCAAAAAAGGGCCAUUUACCCUAAUCGGAACUUUCUGAUGCUCCUUCACAAGCUGAAUGAACAGUUGGCAUUCAAAAGGAGGUUUUGUCCGCUCUUCUGA
Nerophis lumbriciformis (worm pipefish) is the source of this 555-nucleotide messenger RNA. The record is from RefSeq and is a predicted model, not a curated record. NCBI's taxonomy places the organism in Eukaryota, Metazoa, Chordata, Actinopteri, Syngnathiformes, Syngnathidae.